AUGACUGAAGUAGCUGACAACUCCAAUUCUGUUAAGAAGCUAUUUAACAAGAUAUCUGGACAACCAGCAUCCUACACCAGGAAAUCCAAAUAUACCUUUGGCAAGACCCUUGGUGCGGGAUCAUUCGGAGUCGUGAGAUACGCCAGAGACAACGAAUCCAAUGAAGAAGUAGCAGUCAAGAUCCUUCUUAAGAAGGCGUUAAAGGGUAACGAAGAAAUGAUCAUGGACGAAUUGCGCCUUUUGCAAGAAUUGCAUCACCCGCACAUCGUGGGGUUUAGAGAUUGGUUCGAAAGUAAGGACAAGUUCUAUUUAGUAACGCAAUUGGCUACUGGAGGUGAGCUCUUCGAUAGAAUUAUCCAGAGAGGAAAAUUUACUGAGCAUGAUGCCAGUUUGGUCAUUGUCCAAAUGUUGGAAGCAUUACUGUACUUACAUGAUUUGGACAUCGUCCAUCGUGAUAUUAAGCCAGAGAAUAUUUUGUACCUAAAUGACAGUGACGACUCUAACGUGGUCUUGGCAGAUUUUGGAAUUGCCAAGCGGUUGGCUAAUCCUAAUGAAAAGAUCAUUUCCAGUGCUGGAUCAUUCGGAUAUGCUGCCCCCGAGGUGAUUUUGGGAACUGGACACGGAAAGCCUUGUGAUAUUUGGUCAUUGGGUGUAAUCACUUAUACUUUACUCUGUGGUUAUUCUCCCUUCCGUUCUGAAAAUGUGCAGGACUUCAUUAGCGAGGUAAAGAAUAAUAAUGCCGUCAUCUUCCAUGCGGAUUACUGGAAGGAUGUUUCUAAGGAUGCUAGAAGAUUUAUCAUUAAGGCCCUUCAGUUCAACCCGGAUAAUAGACCAACUGCUGAGCAGUUGUUAGAAGAUCCAUGGCUCGUUACCAUCGCUGCUGGCCACAAGGAGGCUGACUUGUUACCACAAUUCAAGCAGAGAUUCGAUGCCAAGGCCAAGUUCAGACAAGCCAUUGAAAUGGUUAAGUUGAACAACAGAAUUAUGAAAUUGAAGGAAAUCCAGACUGAGGACGAUGAUGACCCCAAUGAAAUCAAUCUCUUUGGAGACGAUGGUCCCAUCAGCCAUACCAGUAUUGAAGAAUCUAAACAGCAAGCAUCAGAGAACCCUAAGAAAACCUCUCCACUAUUCAAUUGGAAGAAUUUGUCUCAUCACUUGAAUAAGCUUGAUGAUCUGUCAAAGGCAUCAUUGACUGCCAAUACCGGCUCUGCUGGUACCACAUCGAGCAGCUUGGCACCCUCUGGUGCUAAAGGAAAAUCGGCAGUUGCUACUUCAGCAUUUGUACAAUUGGUUCAUGCGGCAUCGCAGAAUAAGGAAAGAGUAAAGGGAUACAAAGAAGAUGAUGAGGGUCAGAGCAAAGAGGAAUAG
Molecule: messenger RNA, 1368 nt
Organism: Dujonia railenensis
Lineage: Eukaryota; Fungi; Ascomycota; Pichiomycetes; Serinales; Debaryomycetaceae
Source: the annotation of a GenBank genome assembly